This is a messenger RNA of Mycotypha africana, 2621 nucleotides long. RefSeq names its product histone acetyltransferases subunit 3-domain-containing protein. NCBI's taxonomy places the organism in Eukaryota, Fungi, Mucoromycota, Mucoromycetes, Mucorales, Mycotyphaceae. Gene Ontology annotation, cellular component: SAGA complex. The record is from RefSeq and is a predicted model, not a curated record. Gene Ontology annotation, molecular function: transcription coactivator activity. Gene Ontology annotation, biological process: regulation of transcription by RNA polymerase II. The coding region runs from base 266 to 2569 and encodes 767 amino acids. The transcript is spliced from 6 exons.
UCCAGGAAACCCUUUUUGGGCUAAAUUCGUAUUUUUUUUUUUUUAUUUUUAUAUUGGCUGUUUCUUUAGACAUAACGUACAAGUCUUUUUCUCUCUUUCUUGUAUUUGCUUUUAUAGGCAGCUAUUCUCAUUAAUUUAUUAACAACAAACAAACAAACACCCUUCUUUUCGCAACGCCUCCUCCAAAAAAGAUUAAACAACGCUUGUUCGUAUUUCAUGUUAACCAUCUUUCACCUCACCAUCGUCAUCUCUUUUGUACCGUAAAAUGAAUAAUGAUUCAAGUCGCUUAUACACACAACCUGUUCCUGUCUCCACCACGACAGCACUUCAUUACCGCCAAUUCAAAAACUCCACCAGUGUAUCAUCUACCAUUGGCGCCAUACCUGAUUCCACCGAUUUAUUGAAAAUGAAGGCUGAUUUAGAAGCUUUGUUACCCAUAUCCGAAAAGAGGAUACGUCAUCUACAGCAAGAUUGGACGACUUUAAAGAAAAACAUACGUAUACGGGAAUUAACUGAUAAAGAGCAAAGACAUUUGGAUCAACAGUUGAAAGAACUCGUCCUUGAAGAAGAACAAGCAGUAACAGCAGCAGCAGCAGCAGAAGCAGCAACAGAAAAGGGAGCAGCAAAAGAUGAAAACGAGGAAAAGCCGUCGGUUCCAUCGCAACAACAACAACAACAACAACAACAACAACAACAACAAAAGAAUAAACUAGCGACAACGGCAGGCAAAAGUAAACGAUCGUACGAGAUAGGAAAGAUGCAACACAUAAAGCAAGAAAAACUAGACGACGACGACUAUGAUGUAUUGCAAUCCUCCUCCACCAUGAACGGUAGCAGUAGUAACAGCAAAAAUAAUGACAGACAAUUAGCGCUCGAAGCAUUGCGACGAAAAAGAAGACGAGAUGAUGAGAGCCUAUUAAAGAGUAAAUAUGCAAAUACAUUAUCAAGAAGUGAAUCACCGCAUCCCAAUGCCAAACUAAAAAAAUUGGAAGAUGCCUCUAUUACCCGUAGCUUACCACCUCCUUCGAACAACCCCCCUAAAUCUUAUCACCACCAUUCACACAAGAAUAAUAACCAUCACACUUGGUCUCCACCCCAUGUGAAGAAAAAGAAAGCCAACGAUAACAACACGACACAUGUCAAAAUACGUGCUCAUCAUUCAUCUCAACAGCAGCAGCAGCAGCAGCAGCAGCAGCAGCAGCAACCACAGGAAGUGGAUUUUGUACGUGUAAAAGCCAAAGAUCAGAUUCCCAUUACCACGUUUUGGUCUACGAUGGAACCUUAUUUUAAGACGUUGACCGAAGAAGAUAGACAAUUCUUGAUGCCUAAAGAUGAAAAAGAAGUAGAAAGAUAUUAUCAUAUACCAGCUCUAGGGAGACACUAUACAGAAGUAUGGGCGGAAGAAGAUCAGCAGCAGCAGCAGCAGCAACAACAACAACGAUUACAUUUAUCAGAUACCAUAAAUCAUAAUCAUUUCAAACGUUCUCAAUCUCCCAUGCAUCAAGAGGGUUCGGAUCAUCAUCAGCCGCCGCCGCCGCCGCCACCCCCCUCCAUGCCUCAUUUACAGUUUCUCGAUUCGCCUCGACAGCAAUUGACCGAUGAUCAAUUGUUAGCAUCCGACCUGAGUUGUGGACUUUUGACCGAAAGGUUAUUGAGCAGUUUAGUCGUGGAACAGCAACAGCCGCAGGAGGAGGAGGAGGAGGAGGAGGACGGGGACGGGGACGGGGAUGGGGAAGGGGAUGGGGAAGAGGAGGAAGACGACGACGAGAAUGAUGAGGAUUCGACGCAUGCGUCCUAUCACAACAUGGAAGUCGAUAUGCUGAUGAUGAUGCAUCCGAAUGACGACGUGAUGGACCAUUUGUACAACAAUCCUCUCUUUUAUGCCAACCCUACAGCGGCAGCGGCGAAUGCUGCUGCUGCUGCUGGGAUGGACAAAACGAUCCAUGUAGAGGAAUUUGAAGAAAGACUGAAAAGAGAACUACGUUAUGCAGGGCUCUUUGGCGAAGACGAUGAUAUUAUCGAUUGGAACGCGAGAGAAGACGAUGAAAUAUGUGCUGAAUUAAGGUCAGCAGCCAAAGAACUAAAAGAACAGUUUAGAAAGAACGAACAGAGAAAGAAAAAGUUGCUACAGGUCGUAGACCACCAAUUGCAAUAUGAACAGUAUAGACAUGUGCUAGAUACGCUAGAUGCACAAGUGGAACAAUGUUAUUUGAAACGGUUUCGCACUCAGAAAUCUAAAAAGAGAAAGACGCCUCAUUCUUCAAAAGCAGCCUUAUCAGAACAUGCUGUCCAUGCCAUGUCAAAAAGAAAAGCCUGGAUUGAUGCUUUGGAAUGCAUCUUCAAAGAUAAAAACAUGGCGAUGCCAUCUGUUUCUAUUUACGAACAAGAACCGCCAGAGGAAGAGGAAGAGAACGAAGAAGACGACGACAACGAGGAAGGGGCAGCAACCACAGCAGAUAAAGGCCACCCUCACUUUGGUAGCAAGAAUGCUGCAACAACCAAGGGAAGGAGGAAGCAUGUUGAUUUUUAUACCAACAGUAAUAGCACACCGAUCAAGAGAGAAGCGUGAUACUUUUACCAUCGCGAGCCAAUUUGUAAAUAGGACUUAUUCCCCUUUUCUU